UUAAUAAAAUUUCCUCAAAUAUUUAGUCCCUGUUUCCCUGUCAUUGCCUUCGACUCUGAAAGUCGGAAGCUCGUCAACCUCUUGCUUGGGUCGAAACUCGAAAGUCCAUCCCCGGAUCUGAUCUGCGCGGCGCUCGACCGGAAUCGCGCGGAGAUGGACGGCGGCGACCUGAGGAGCAGCAUCAAGAAGUGGAACGUCAUCUACCCGGUGUACCUCAACUCCAAGAAGACGGUCGCCGAGGGCCGCCGCAUCGCCUCCGGCAAGGCCUGCCCCGACCCCACCUGCGUCGAGAUCGCCGAUUGCUGCUCCCACCUCAAGAUCCCUCACGCCAUCGAAUUGGAUAAGGCGUAUCCACGAGAUUUCUUCCAGGUGGGAAGGGUGAGAGUGCAGCUCAAGAAGGAUGACGGCUCCCCAGUCAAUCCUGCAAUCAAAACAAAGAAGCAGCUGAUGAUCCAAAUCGCGGAGCUAGUCCCCAAGCAUCAUGGCAGGACUAAGAAGCAGGAACCAGCAGCUUCUUCAACUGCAGGGACUUCAAAGGGGAAAGGUGGCAAGAAAAAGAAGUGAUGAUAGUACACCAUCUUGUGUCGUUCUUCUGUCCAUAGGAAGUUCCCUGAGAUUCGUCGAUGUCUGUUUUGAGGCCUGAAAUUCUGCGUCUCUUCUGUGCUCUGAAUUUCUAAUUUCUCGGGAAACAUCAAUCAAUGCCCGUAUUUCUUGUGAUUUGGACUAUUGGAAAGAGGAAGAUUGCACUGUUGUUUGCAAUGGAUAGCUUCCAAGUUAUGUUUUUGAAUAGAGCUCACCUUGAACAUGCUUAUGCUACUAAACCCCUUGCAACAGUGGGCUAGCAGAGGUUAUGACUUAUGAGGCUAACAGUGGCCAUCGGAUGAUUAAUCGUUCAUGUGUCAAUUGGGCCUUGGCCUACGUUUCUUUA
Oryza sativa Japonica Group (Japanese rice) is the source of this 928-nucleotide messenger RNA. Lineage: Eukaryota; Viridiplantae; Streptophyta; Magnoliopsida; Poales; Poaceae. The record is from RefSeq and is a predicted model, not a curated record.